UAAAUUCUCUGUCUCGUCUGACGGAGCCAUUCGUUAUUCGCUGUUCACACGUCCGCGAUGGAAUUAUUUUCAUAUUUACUUUCAUCGCCUUUUGGAUUAUUACUGGCUACUUUGGUCAUUCUUGGCGUUUUGAAAUUUGUCGCAGUAGUGCAUCAUGUAUACUUUUACUGGAAGAAAAAGGGUGUUCCUUACCAACCCGAUUCAUUACAGUCUUUUAUUAUGAGUUGGAAAAUAGUUCUGAUGCGUAUGACUUUUGUCGACUAUUGUAUUCAUUUGUACAAUUACUUCCCGGACGCUAAGUAUUAUGGAACGAACGAUGUGGGCAAACUUGCCGUACUUCUGCGCGAUCCUGAAGUGAUCAAAGAUGUGUUGGUAAAGGAGUUUGAACAUUUCCAUGAUCAUCGUGCCUUCGCGGACGAAACUAUAGAUCCGUUAUUCGGUAAGAAUGUCUUUUCUUUGCGCGGAGAUCGUUGGAAAGAAAUGAGAAACACGCUAAGCCCCUCUUUCACCGCUAGCAAGAUGAAGGUCAUGUGCGGAUUAGUAUCAAAGUGUGCUGAUGACUUCAUCGAUUAUCUAGUUGACCAUCCAGAACUCUGCGUUGAAGUUGAGACAAAGGAAAUUUUUAGACGUUACACUACUGACGUAAUUGCCACAGCGGCUUUUGGCAUAAGUGUGAAUUCUAUGAAGGAUCAAACCAACGAAUUCUACAUGAGGGGAAUAGAAACCAGUCAAGCUUUCAAUGGAAUACUAUCUAUGAUCAAGUUCAUAAUUAUGACUGCAGCCCCGCGCGUUGCCAGGUUUUUCGAUAUGAAGGGAUUUGUCUCACCGUCUACGAAUGAGUUUUUUAAGAGGAUUGUAGCAGAAACUAUUAAAACACGAGAGGAACAAGGUAUCGUCCGGCCGGAUAUGAUCCACUUACUAAUGCAGGCUCGGGACAAAACCGGUGAUAACAAUCCAAACUUGACAUUGGAAGAUAUUGUUUCGCAAGCUUUUAUCUUUUUCCUAGCCGGUUUCGAAACAUCUUCGAUACUGAUGUGUUUCGCCGCUCAUGAGCUGGCGAUUAACCAAGACAUUCAAGAUCGCUUGCGCGAGGAAGUGCUGCAGCAUCUCGGCGAAGGAAACGAUAUAUCUUACGAAUCGCUGUCGAAAAUGACUUAUAUGGAUAUGGUGAUUUCUGAGACUCUCCGAAAGUAUCCACCAGUAAUAAUGACUGACAGACUUUGCACUCAAAGUUCCGAACUGCCUCCGCCGCAACCAGGUUACAAAAGUGUAAUCGUCGAAUCUGAUAUCAUAAUGAUGAUACCUGUAUAUGCUUUACAUCACGAUCCCAAGUACUUUCCGAAUCCGGGCAAAUUCGAUCCCGAAAGAUUUAGCGAAGAAAAUAAAAAUAACAUUGUUCCGUAUACUUACUUACCUUUUGGAGAGGGACCUAGAAAAUGUAUCGGCAAUCGAUUUGCUCUCAUGGAGACGAAGAUUUUAAUUGCACGUCUUUUACAAAAAUUUAUUCUGAGGAAAACGGAAAAAACUAUGGAUCCCGUUGUAUUUGAUAAGAAGGACUUUAACUUAAAACCUGAAGGUGGAUUCUGGAUCGGUUUAGAGAAAAGAAAAUCGUGAUUAGUUUAUGAAAUGCAAUAAUUAUUUUCUUAUAAUUGCAAAGUCGUAUAUUUGACGCGCUUACAAUUUAAUCGUGUAUAAUUUUUUAGAUUUUGAAGAAAGUUUAAUUCUAAACAUCUAUUAUGUCAUUUUAUCAUUGUAUGAAUAUUAAAUAAUUAUUUAAUAUUACAUUUUUAUGUUUAGUUAAAUAUGUUUUAUAUUCUAUCUCUAUUGCGUUAUUAAAGUUUUAGCUAAGAAAUUGUGAUAUGAUGGCAUUGUUGUGACCUUCGUAGACUCUUGGUUCUAUUUGUUCAUAUCAAUGGUCUUUAACGACUUUAAUUCGUAUAUGUGUGGACAAGUAGCAUAAUAGAAAUAUAUACAUUUAAUAGA
This is a messenger RNA of Nylanderia fulva, 1983 nucleotides long. The record is from RefSeq and is a predicted model, not a curated record. Lineage: Eukaryota; Metazoa; Arthropoda; Insecta; Hymenoptera; Formicidae.